UCUCUUUCUCUCUUGCUCCUCAUAUUAUGCUAUGUAGGUCAACAAUAACAACAACUUGACCCCGUUUUGAAUCGUCCAUGGCUUGUCUUUUUUUAGGGUUUUGAGCCUCGUGGUCAAAUAUGAAGGCACCGACUCUUUUACUUGUUGUAUACUAGCGAAGAGCCUGUUUUUUUGUUUUUCUUUAGAGCCUCACGAAUCUGGAGGUUAUUAUUAGCAGAAUACAAAGUAGGUCAGUCAUAAAGUCAUGGAGUUGAUGCAAGAAGAAGUUAAAGCGUAUUCUGAUAGCAGGGAAGAAGAGGAGGAAGAGGAAAUCACAAGAGAAGAAAGCAGCAGGUUACACCAGCAAGAUGCAGCUUCAAAUUUCAUCAAUCACAGAAAGCAGCAGCUAGAGUUCAUGGACUUGACAGUACUGGGGAGCAACAAGGAGGAGGAGGAAGCAGGGAAUUUGCAACAAGGAGGAGUUCAUCAUCCACAUGCCACAUCUUCUUCAACCACCAGCUGCUGCAACGAGCUGCCAGUGGAGAAAGAGCACAUGUUUGAUAAAGUGGUGACACCAAGCGAUGUAGGGAAGCUGAACCGACUGGUGAUACCAAAGCAACACGCGGAGAAGUACUUCCCCCUUGACUCAUCAUCCAACGACAAAGGCUUGCUUCUCAAUUUUGAGGACAGAAAUGGCAAGAUGUGGCGGUUCAGGUAUUCCUAUUGGAAUAGCAGCCAGAGCUAUGUGAUGACCAAGGGAUGGAGCCGUUUUGUUAAGGAGAAGAAGCUCGAUGCUGGUGACGUUGUCUCCUUCCAGCGUGGCCUUGGUGAAUUGAAUAGACAUAGGUUGUACAUAGAUUGGAGGAGAAGGCCUGAUCAUCCUCCUGAUCCUUCAACAUCACUCAUCACACCUUUGUUUCUUCCCAUCAGAUGGGGUGGCAGAUUAUACUCUCAGCCAGCUUCCCCAUCUCCCACGUCGUCUACUGUGCCACCUCGCUACCAUGAUAUUAAUCAUUUUCAGCAACAACUCAAUUACAACAAUAUGUAUACUUCUUUUCAUCAUCAUCAGCAUCAGCAUCAUCAUCAGCCACAGCAACAGCCAUAUCACCAGCAGUACCACCAUAACAACAACUAUAAUGAGCUCAAUUCGGGAUCUGGGUCAGUCUAUUACCUGCGGUCAACACCAUCAAUGCCAAUGGGUGAGAGGGAACAACAAGAGACAGGGAACACUGUCCCUAUGAUCAUUGAUUCUGUGCCGGUUGGUCAUCAUCAUCACCAUGGUGCCUUGAGUGGCGCUGCUACUACUACUACUACUACUAGUACUAGUGGUAAUAGUACUAGUACUACUGGAAAACGGCUAAGGCUAUUUGGGGUGAACAUGGAAUGUGCUUCGUCGUCAGUGGAAGAAUCCAAAUGCUUGUCCUCGGCUUCGGCAACACAUGUGACAAUGGUUAAUUCACUUCCCUCUUCUUCUCUUCCACCUCUUCAGCGAUCGAGGGUACCCCAUGAAGACCUACUUUCAUCAUCAGCAAGGUUUGGGGAUCAGAGAGGGGGAACUUCAGUGCUGUUUGAUUUGGAUCCCUCUUUGCAAUACCGGCAGUGAUCAAAUAAAUUUAAGAGCCAAAUAAUGAAGAAGAUUUAGUUGGGCCAGCUACACUACACUCUCUUUUGCAGCAUUUUAUUUAAUUGUUUUUUUUUCUCUUCCCUUUAUCUCGUCAGCUACAAAUGAAGGAAAGAGCUCCCAAACUUUCGUCCCGUUCUUCUUCUCUUUUGAUUAGUAAUUAGCUUUUAGCAUUUGAGCUUUUUAUUACGUUUUAAACUGCUCUAAGCGUUUAUUUAAUAUUUGCUGGGGAUUCGAGUCUUGAAGAAAUGAAAAAUCGUUUCACUACCAAGAAACGGAAUGAAAUCCAUUAGACCUUUCAAUUGUGUAUAAUACAAUAUAAAUAUAU
Molecule: messenger RNA, 1928 nt
Organism: Gastrolobium bilobum
Lineage: Eukaryota; Viridiplantae; Streptophyta; Magnoliopsida; Fabales; Fabaceae
Product: B3 domain-containing transcription factor NGA1-like
Exons: 3
Coding region: 245-1582 (445 amino acids)
Molecular function (GO): DNA binding; DNA-binding transcription factor activity
Source: RefSeq, a predicted model, not a curated record